Symbiodinium necroappetens is the source of this 1053-nucleotide messenger RNA. The record is from the annotation of a GenBank genome assembly. NCBI's taxonomy places the organism in Eukaryota, Dinophyceae, Suessiales, Symbiodiniaceae.
AUGUGCGGACUGUCGAGGUUCCGGCAAAGGCUGGUAUUCCUGGAAGAGGAGGAUGAUGUUGGUGGCGGUAAUGUAGUUUUGGAUGACGAUCGCACCUUGAAACCCGGCGAAGUGCAGGUCGUUCUUCUACACUUCAGGCAAGCAUCUGAGGCGCAAGUGCGAGCGCUUCGGGAUGCUGCUGGGUUCGGUCUGAUACAAGAAGUGGAGAAUAUUCUGCAAAGGCCCCAAGACCCAGAUUUACCACUUUUUUGGUGUGAUCGGACCCCACUGAUUCUGGCAGCCGUGCUCGGCCACCUCGAGGUCGCACGCCUUUUGCUGGAGGCGAAUGCGGACAAGGACAAGGCCAUGAAGAAUGGAGCCACCCCAUUGUACAUGGCAGCUCAGAAUGGGCGCUUCGAGGUCGCACGCCUGUUGCUGGAGGCCAAUGCCGACAAGGACAAGGCCGAGCAGGGUGGUGCCACCCCAUUGUACAUUGCAGCACGCUGUGGACACUCGGAUGUUGUACGGCUGUUGCUGGAGGCCCAUGCGGACAAGGACAAGGCCAAUGAUCAUGAAGUCACCCCUUUGUUCAUUGCAGCUCAGGAAGGACAGUUGGAGGUGGCACGCCUGUUGCUGGAGGCGAAUGCGGACAAGGACAAGGCCGAUGUUAAUGUUUUCACCCCUUUGUACAUUGCAGCUCAGAAUGGGCGCUUCGAGGUCGCACGCCUUUUGCUGGAGGCCAAUGCGGACAAGGACAAGGCCACGCAGCAUGACGCCACCCCAUUGUUCGGUGCAGCAAGCUGUGGACAGUCGGAUGUUGUACGGCUGUUGCUGGAGGCCCAUGCGGACAAGGACAAGGCCGAUGAUCAUGGAAUCACCCCUUUGUACAUGGCAGCUCUGAAAGAACAGUUGGAGGUAGCACACCUUUUGCUGGAGGCCAAUGCGGACAUGAACAAGGCCAUGCGGGAUGGCACCACCCCCGUGCACGUUGCAGAGCAGAGCGGGAACUUGGAGCUUGCACUCCUUUUCCAGGGAUCAAACACGCGGAAGAGCAAAAGAAAAAGGUUGCUGUAG